This is a messenger RNA of Tripterygium wilfordii, 1974 nucleotides long. Its product is annotated as probable WRKY transcription factor 4. Gene Ontology annotation, molecular function: DNA-binding transcription factor activity; sequence-specific DNA binding. Lineage: Eukaryota; Viridiplantae; Streptophyta; Magnoliopsida; Celastrales; Celastraceae. The record is from RefSeq and is a predicted model, not a curated record. Gene Ontology annotation, biological process: regulation of DNA-templated transcription. The transcript has 4 exons. The coding region runs from base 122 to 1693 and encodes 523 amino acids.
AAUGGUCAUCCACAAAUGAAAAUAUCAAAUUCUUACAGAGACAGGGAGAGGAGAGAGGGUAGAUAGAGAGAGUCAGAGAGAACAGCGUACCGUAUAGAAGAGAGAAAGAAAGAGAGAAUCAAUGGCAGAGAAUAAAGAGACCAGUACAGAACAACCACCACAACCAAAACGACCCACAAUUACUCUCCCGCCGCGCCCUUCCAUGGACACCCUUUUCACUGGUGGGUUCAGCCCUGGACCCAUGACUCUCGUCUAUAACUUUUUCGGUGAUAACAACGCCUACCCUGAUUCUGACUACCGUUCCUUCACUCAGCUCCUCGCCGGAGCCAUGGCCUCCCCUCUCGCAUCCACACCGAGGCCACCCUUGUUCGCCGACAGACCUGUUAAUCAUGAAGGAGAUGGUGCUGGUGGGACUGAGAAGAAUUUUGGGUUCAAGCAGAGCAGACCCAUGAAUUUGGUGGUCGCUCGGUCUCCUAUGUUUACUGUUCCUCCUGGAUUGAGCCCCUCUGGGUUGCUCAACUCUCCGGGGUUUUUUCCUCCCCAGAGUCCUUUUGGUAUGUCCCACCAGCAAGCAUUGGCACAGGUUACUGCUGAAGCUGUGCUAGCCCAAUCUCAUAUGCACAUGCAAGCGCAACACCAGCCUUCUUCAGUAGCAGGUCCUGUAGUGUCAUCCACACAUCAUUCAUUCUUCAAUCAUGACGAGGCCUUGCAACAACAGCAGAUGCCUCUCUCAACCUCAGACCCACAGGGUUCCACGAUAGAAUCGUUAGAGAUCUCUCAUUCUGACAGGAAAAUCCAACCUCCUAUUUCCAUUGAUAAGCCUGGUGACGAUGGCUUCAACUGGCGUAAAUAUGGACAGAAGCCAAUUAAGGGCUGUGAGUAUCCUCGAAGUUAUUACAAGUGUACACAACCAAAUUGCCCGGUUAAAAAGAAGGUUGAACGGUCUAGUGAGGGCCUAAUAACUGAGAUUAUAUAUAAGGGUCAGCACAACCAUGAAAAGCCGCAACAGAGCAGGCGUGGAAAAGAUGGGACUGAUGUAGAUGGGAACAUCAAUCCUCCGAGUAAGCCUGAGUUUUCUUUGCAAGCUUCAGCUGGCAAUUCGAACAACUCGAGGGAAGAUGUGCCUGCUCAUGCAUUUCUUGGGAGAGAACUGGAAUCUGCUCCUGCAGCUGCUGCGCCAUCGCCUGGACCAAGUGACAGUGAGGGAGCUGGUUAUGCAGAAACAAGAGAAGAAGAGAGGGAUGAUAAUGAGCCAAAUCCGAAAAGAAGGAACACAAAUGAAGGGGCAUCUUCAGUGGUUGUGUCAGAGAAGACAGUCACGGAGCCGAAAAUCAUUGUGCAAACAAGAAGUGAAGUUGAUCUUUUGGAUGAUGGCUACAGAUGGCGAAAGUAUGGCCAGAAAGUAGUAAAAGGGAAUCCUCAUCCAAGGAGCUAUUACAAAUGCACCAGUGCUGGAUGCAACGUCCGUAAGCAUGUAGAGAGGGCUUCAACAGAUGCCAAAGCUGUCAUAACUACUUAUGAAGGAAAACAUAAUCACAAUGUUCCGGCAGCUAAAAACAGCAGCCACAAUGCGGCUAACAACAGCGCAACGCAGUCAAAGCAGCACAAUUCCUUGCUUAACAGGAUCGACUUCAGAAACAAUGACCAAAGAGCAGCUGUUUUGCGACUAAAAGAAGAGCAUGUAAGACUGUGACAUUGCUCUGGUAAUUUCUGAAACACAAAACCCAACUAACAUGGUAUAUAGAAUGAAAGAAAGUGCCUAGGAGAAAAAUAAUUCAUUGAACGACAAUUCAGAUUUCAAUGGCAUUAGUUUCUGAAUGUAUUAAUGUUUGGUGAGAUAUGCUGCGCAGUAGUAUCCUCUGUUACAUUAAAAUUUGUCAAAGAUGUGAUAUUGAUUAUUUGAUUGGUCACACUCAAGGUCGUGCGCGACUAGCAUUUGGUAUUAAUUCAAGUUCCCUAGCUGUGAUUCGGUCU